GUCCCCUUUCUGGGUUACCACCACGUGCUGAUGAUUUUGAUCGUCGUCGCAAUCAUCUUACUUUGUAUGUCGCGUUCGCUGCUGCUUGCUGGCUGCUCGUCCUCGUCGCCUCUGAUCCCCGGAAUUUUCCUGCUAUCCAUCUACUACAAGGGUUACGAGGCUCACCCCGACACGGCGCAGGUCGAUUACAGCUUUUAUGGCGCCCUGGAGAACUUUGCUGGAAACGCCCAGUUGCAGGCUCGAGUUGGUUACUUUGGCAUCUGCGUCAACCCGGAUGGCGGCUCGUGGCUGUGUAGUAACAAUGCGACAGCCUUGGCCAAGGAAGUCUCAGUGGACCAGGACCCUCUCAACCUCAUUUGGCUGGCGGCCCAAUUCAAAGACAUGAUUGUGUUUCCCUACCUGAUCAUCAUCGCCAUCAUCUUCGCCUUCAUCUGUCUGCUCCUUUUGGCUACUUUCCCCGGAUGGCACGAGGAGGAGGACUCUGAAGGAUCCGAGCGCGAAGUCAAGCCAUUCCCCUCUCGCCCUGUCUCGCAAAUCGCACUGGCCAUCAUCUUCAUCUCUUCCAUCUUCGUCCUCGUGUCAGUUCUCUGGCAGCAUACUGCAUCCGUGGCAGCAUCCGUUAUUGCUCAAGACUUUGGCAAUGGUGUUGUGAAGAGUGGCGUGGGCAGCAGCGCCAUGGUAAUGGGCUGGUUCUCGUUUACACUGCUCAUCAUCGUCACCAUUGGUUUGCUCGUAAUGAUAUUGAGCAUACGCGUCCUGAGUUCAAUGGUGUGAUAAAGCAUGGGUGGGUUUAAUGUGAGGGAAAAAAACAAUGCGGCUAUGACGGGUGGAUAUGAGAUAUGAGACGGGAAGUCUAUGUGUAUAUGUGAUGGGCGAUACCAGGGGCGUGUAAACGGGCGGCACAACUUUCGACUUUACGGGGUUGGUUGGUUUACAGGCAUCAGCAUCGGAGUUACGACGGCGUUCACGAAGAAUACUUAAUGUGUCCAAACGACGACAAAAAACCGAACCGAAAAAAAAAGAAAAAAA
Messenger RNA from Trichoderma harzianum CBS 226.95, 1029 nucleotides. RefSeq lists its product as hypothetical. The record is from RefSeq and is a predicted model, not a curated record. The coding region runs from base 31 to 774 and encodes 247 amino acids. NCBI's taxonomy places the organism in Eukaryota, Fungi, Ascomycota, Sordariomycetes, Hypocreales, Hypocreaceae. The transcript has 3 exons. Gene Ontology annotation, cellular component: mating projection tip; membrane. Gene Ontology annotation, biological process: conjugation with cellular fusion.